AUGGUGAGUGUUCCAUUUCUUCCCUUCGAUGCCGCCGGGGCUGGGGGAGCUGUCCGCGGUGCUGCCGACGGGGUAGGGAUGGUGCGGGCAAAGCGCUGGUACCCCAAAAACCACUCAUUUAGUGACCGAGUCCCUGCGGAAUCUAUCCCUGGUGCCGGGAGAGCGGGAUUACGAUGGAGAGAAAACUUGUGGCGGAAAGGAGUAUUAACGUUGCAUGGGAGGGCAAACAGGCGAGCCGUAGCUCCUCGAAAUUCUGCAACACUCCCGUAUCCCGAUUUUCUGGCGCAUGCGUUUCCUGCACGGGGACAAAAAUUCGAUUACGCCGGUCAGAGGGAUAUGAGCAAGCAGCUGGCGAACAACCCCGAAGCGGCGGCUCCCGGACCCGAGGAAGGUUCGGGAGUUGGAAGAAGCGGUCCCGAAAAUGAGACACAAAACCCCCCCGCCGCCUCCAGCCUUCCCCGCUCGCUCUCCGAGCACAGCAAAACCCUUCCCUGCGGAGAAGCCAAACCCAAGGAGCUGGAGAGGACCAAAGUCGGGAUCUGCAAGCUCGGCAGCACCCCGCUGCAAGCCAAUUCCACCCUCCCUGUGGACAGCACCCCCUGCAAGCCGAGCCCCGGGGCAGCGAUCCCGCACUGCAAAAUCCCCGCCCUGCAAAGCACGGACGGGGAUGCUCCCCUGAGCCCUGGGAAGAGCACGCUGGAGCAAAACAACGCCUGGGUGACCUUGAGCCAGAGCACCGUGGUGCUGGGCACGGAUGGCAACACCUCUGUUCUCCCUGGCAGAGUGGAUGGGGAAGACGAUGUGGGGGAUGAAAAUAAAGCCCGAGGGAACUGGUCUAGCAAGCUGGAUUUCAUCCUCUCCAUGGUGGGUUAUGCAGUGGGGCUGGGCAAUGUCUGGAGGUUCCCGUACCUGGCCUUUAAGAAUGGGGGAGGUGCGUUCCUCAUCCCCUAUUUGAUGAUGCUGGCUCUAGCCGGGAUCCCCAUUUUCUUCCUGGAAGUCUCCCUGGGGCAGUUUGCUAGUCAGGGCCCCGUGUCGGUCUGGAAAGCCAUCCCCGCCCUGCAAGGCUGCGGCAUCGCCAUGCUGAUCAUCUCGGUGCUGAUAGCCAUUUAUUACAACAUUAUCCUGUGCUACACGCUCUUCUACCUGUUCGCCUCCUUCGUGCCCGUGCUGCCCUGGGCCUCCUGCGACAACCCCUGGAACACGCCGGACUGUAAAGAUAAAAACAAACUUUUGCUAGAUUCCUGCAUUAUUGGCGACCACCCAAAAAUACAAAUCAAGAACUCUACUUUCUGUAUGAGUGCCUAUCCAAAUCUAACCAUGGUUAACUUCACCAGGGGAGGAAACAAAACAUUUGUCAGUGGGAGUGAAGAAUACUUCAAGUACUUUGUAUUGAAGAUUUCAGCAGGGAUUGAAUAUCCUGGUGAGAUUAGAUGGCCCUUGGCAUUAUCUCUUUUCCUGGCUUGGGUGAUUGUUUAUGCCUCCCUUGCUAAAGGAAUCAAGUCAUCAGGAAAAGUUGUGUACUUCACAGCUACAUUCCCCUACGUGGUGCUCAUCAUCCUCCUCAUAAGAGGAGUAACUCUGCCCGGAGCUGGAGAUGGCAUCUGGUACUUCAUCACCCCCAAGUGGGAGAAGCUGAUUGAUGCUAUGGUUUGGAAGGAUGCUGCCACUCAGAUUUUCUUCUCCUUAUCUGCAGCAUGGGGAGGUCUAAUUACCCUCUCUUCAUACAACAAAUUCCAUAAUAACUGCUACAGGGACACACUGAUUGUCACGUGUACCAACAGUGCCACCAGUAUAUUUGCAGGCUUUGUCAUCUUCUCAGUGAUUGGCUUCAUGGCAAACGAGCUCAAAGUGAACAUUGAAGCUGUGGCAGACCAAGGUCCUGGGAUUGCUUUUGUGGUUUACCCAGAAGCCUUAACUAGGCUGCCCCUCUCUCCCUUCUGGGCUAUAAUAUUCUUUUUGAUGCUUCUAACUCUUGGAUUAGACACGAUGUUUGCCACCAUCGAGACCAUCGUGACCUCUGUGUCAGAUGAAUUCCCCAAGUAUUUGCGCACGCACAAGGCCCUGUUCACUCUGGGCUGCUGCGUGUCCUUCUUCAUCAUGGGCUUUCCUAUGAUCACUCAGGGUGGAAUGUAUAUGUUGCAGCUUGUGGACACUUAUGCAGCCUCUUACUCUCUUGUCAUUAUUGCCAUCUUCGAGCUUGUUGGAGUUUCCUAUAUCUACGGAUUGCAAAGAUUUUGUGAAGAUAUAGAAAUGAUGAUUGGAUUCCAGCCAAGUAAAUUCUGGAGAGUCUGCUGGGCAUUUGUGACCCCAACUAUUUUAACAUUUAUUCUCUGCUUCAGUUUUUACCAGUGGGAGCCCAUGACUUACGGAGCUUACCACUACCCAGGCUGGUCCAUGGUGCUCGGGUGGCUGAUGCUGGCCUGCUCAGUCAUCUGGAUCCCAGUUAUGUUUGUGAUAAAAAUGCACCUAGCCCCAGGAAAAUUUAUUGAGCGGCUGAAGCUGGUGUGCUCCCCCCAGCCCGACUGGGGCCCGUUCCUGGCCAAGCACCGCGGCGAACGGUACAGGAACAUGAUUGACCCGCUGGGAACCUCCUCCCUGGGACUGAAACUGCCCCCCAAGGACAUGGAACUGGGCACCCAGUGCUAAUAAUCAUUACAAAAGGGUGGCAAUAACAUUGUCCACCUUUUCUGGUUCUUUUCCCCCAUUUUUUCUUUUAUACCCACCGCUUCUUCUUUUCUUUCCUGCGGUGCCUGAAAGUGGCAGCUUAGGAAAGAGGAUUUAUUGUUGCAUGCCACAGGGGAGGCCUAACUAGACCACUUUCAGGUGUAGGUGAUGCCUGUUCCGUGUUCUGUACCUGGUGCCACAGCAAAAGUGUGGGACAGGUGACGUGACCAGGCGUUGUCAGGUGAUGUAGGAAUGAACAAAACCAAACCAAAAAAUCUUUAGAUGAAAUGACCCACUUAGUUUGGCCCACUUCCCACAAGCACCCUUUGUAACAGGCAGCUCUGGUGGGACUAGGAUUUUGCUACCAGUGUGUUCCAAGAA
Messenger RNA from Taeniopygia guttata (zebra finch), 3045 nucleotides. It is a transcript of the gene SLC6A5, whose product is annotated as solute carrier family 6 member 5. NCBI's taxonomy places the organism in Eukaryota, Metazoa, Chordata, Aves, Passeriformes, Estrildidae. The record is from RefSeq and is a predicted model, not a curated record. Gene Ontology annotation, cellular component: plasma membrane. Gene Ontology annotation, molecular function: amino acid:sodium symporter activity. Gene Ontology annotation, biological process: sodium ion transmembrane transport; nitrogen compound transport; amino acid import across plasma membrane.